Molecule: messenger RNA, 1029 nt
Organism: Penicillium lagena
Lineage: Eukaryota; Fungi; Ascomycota; Eurotiomycetes; Eurotiales; Aspergillaceae
Product: bifunctional triacylglycerol lipase/ester hydrolase
Exons: 5
Coding region: 1-1029 (342 amino acids)
Biological process (GO): lipid storage
Cellular component (GO): lipid droplet
Molecular function (GO): lipase activity
Source: RefSeq, a predicted model, not a curated record
AUGGCGUCACAAAUCACCCCGAACACAUUCCUAACACACUGUGCUGGGCCAUCAUCAUCCGAAGCAAAUGUCACCGCCACGACAAUAUUUUUCAUCUCAGGAAACCCUGGCUUGAUCAGCUACUACCACCCGUUCCUAUCCUUGCUCGCAGACCAGCUUACGGUGUCCGAGGGGUCUGGGGGGUUCGAGCUCCCAGAGGACAAAAUUCAGACGUCCAAUGAUCGAAACCCCAAACCAAGCCCCAAGGUCUACGGACUUGAAGACCAAAUCCACUUUGUGCAUGGCAAACUCCACACCCUGGUGACGGCGAACAGCAAGACGACUCUCUCCCAAACUCGGGGCGCGGAUGCUGCUAUUGCUACUGCUACUGCGCCACCAAGACAGAAAGUCAUUCUGAUCGGACACUCCGUCGGCGCGUAUAUCGCCAUGGAGAUUCUAAGGCGACACCGCGAAACUGCAGGCUCGAAAUCGGCUGAGUUUGAUAUCAUUGGUGGUGUGAUGCUCUUCCCCACGGUUAUGGAUAUUGCGGCUUCGCCUUCUGGACAGAAACUGACGACCCUGCUGUCCUUUAUCCCCGGACUCGCCCUCGUAGUCGGGUUCUUUGCCCGAUUGCUCACUUUCCUCCUACCCAACCAGGCCUUGCGAUCUUUAAUCCGAUUUGUGAUGAACUCGCCACCGGACCAUGCGCUAGACGCUACGUUUACAUUUCUGAAGAGUCCCACUGGCGUCCGACAGGCUCUGGACGAAAUGCGCACUAUAACAACAGAUAAAUGGACCGACGACGUCUGGGGCGCGGCGACAGCACGCCAGCCCAUCACGAAGCUGUUCUUCUAUUUCGGGCGAAAUGACCAUUGGGUCGCGGAGAAGACAAGAGAUGAGAUCAUUGCGCUUCGAGGGCAGACAGGAGGGAAGGGCUCGACUAUGUUGGUUUGUGAGGAGGGAUUGCCGCAUGCUUUUUGUUUAAAGCAUAAUGAUGUUAUGGCUCGCAAGGUUGCGGAGAUGAUACGGGAUAUUGUAGCUAGAAGAUGA